AUGAGUAUUUCCUUGGAAAUAAACUCUGAGUGUUUCCUCAUUUCAUUCCACCUUACCCAAAUUUGUCUACUUUCUUCUCUGAAUCAACUUUCCCAUUGUAUCCACAGAACCCAAGAAAACCAGACUGCUGGAGUGACAUUCAUCCUCCUGGGCUUUUCAGAAUACCCAGAGCUCCAGGUGCCCCUGUUCAUGCUCUUCCUGACCAUCUACACAGUCACUGUGCUGGGCAACACAGGCAUGAUCCUGGUUAUCAGGGUCAACCCCAAACUCCACACCCCCAUGUACUUUUUCCUCAGUCACUUGUCCUUCAUUGAUUUCUGCUACUCUCCCAAACUCUUAGAAAACUUGGUGGUGGAAGACAGAACCAUCUCCUUCCCAGGCUGCAUCCUGCAGUUCUUCUUUGCAUGCAUAUUUGUGGUGACAGAGACAUUCAUGUUGGCAGUGAUGGUCUAUGACCGAUUUGUGGCCCUGUGCAAUCCUCUCCUCUACACAGUUGCAAUGUCCCAGAAGCUGUGCUACUUGUUAGUUGGAGCAUCAUACUCUUGGGGGCUAGUCUGUUCCUUGACACUUACUUACUUUUUACUGAAAUUAUCUUUCCAAGGAAAUAAUACCAUAAAUAACUUUGUUUGUGAGCAUGCUGCCAUUGUUGCUGUAUCCUAUUCAGAUCCCUAUAUUAACCAGAAUAUCAUAUUAGUGUCUGCUACCUUGAAUGAAAUAAGCAGCCUGGUGAUCAUUCUUGCUUCCUAUGUUUUCAUUUUUAUCACAGUCAUGAAGAUGCCUUCAGGUGGGGGUCAUCACAAAGCCUUCUCCACAUGUGCCUCCCAUCUGACUGCCAUUACCAUCUUCCAUGGGACCAUCCUUUUUCUCUAUUGUGUUCCAGUCACCAAAAGUUCCUGGCUCAUGGUUAAGGUGGCCUCUCUCUUCUAUACAGUGGUCAUCCCCAUGUUGAACCCCCUGAUCUACAGCCUCGGAACAAAGAUGUGA
Molecule: messenger RNA, 984 nt
Organism: Sciurus carolinensis (gray squirrel)
Lineage: Eukaryota; Metazoa; Chordata; Mammalia; Rodentia; Sciuridae
Product: olfactory receptor 5D13-like
Exons: 2
Coding region: 1-984 (327 amino acids)
Biological process (GO): G protein-coupled receptor signaling pathway; sensory perception of smell
Cellular component (GO): membrane
Molecular function (GO): G protein-coupled receptor activity; olfactory receptor activity; odorant binding
Source: RefSeq, a predicted model, not a curated record